AUGUGGGUAUUGAUGUACAUGCGAAUUGAUUCAAGCCGGUGCAACCGAACCAGACUAAUGGACAAAAGAAAGCAUAAUAUUACAUUGCAGCUUAUCAUGGCGGCCUCUGGAGAAGGCAGCAACCCCUGUGACAGAGCGACAUCCAGGCCCCUGGCACAGCUGCAGGAGCUGGAGCCCCACGUGGCCCGCAGACGCCUGUCCCAGGCCCGCCACCGAGCCACCAUGUCAGGGCUCUUCAGAAACCUCAGGGAAACUGUCUACUCCCAGUCUGAUCUCACAGCCUCAAAGUGGCAGGUUUUGAAUAAGGCAAAGACUCAUAUUCAGGAGCUGGAACAAACUUUGGAUAAUCUGCUGAAGAUGAAAGAAUCCUUCAACCUGGAGGAUGGGAAUGCAAACAGCUUAGAGGCGGUCAGGGAAGAAUAUGCCAGGAUGUACUCCAGAACGCCCAGGUAUCUCAACUUUUAUAAGCACACGAUGGACCUUCUGGUCGGGAAUGGGAUUGUGUCCUCUCAGGACGUGUCGCUCCCCAUCGUCUCUGCGGCUGUCUCCCACCUGUGGCAGAACCUAUCUGAGGAGUGGAAGGCCAGUCUCCUGCAGGCCGGGCCGCAGAAGCACAGCGGUGCCGCGGGCCCCGCCGCAGCGGCCGGUCAGAAUUCAGCCUGUGCCGAGGACAGCAUGAAGGACAGCGGGAUCGACAGCCAAGGGGCCAGCUACUUGCUCUUCUCCACCCCAGAGGAGAUCCUUUUUGAAGAUGCCUUCGAUGUGGCAACUUUCCUGGACAAAAGUGAGGCUCCAAAUACAUCUAGCCCCAGUUCAGUGCAUGUCAGCUGCAACCCAGAGAACCCUGAGGAGAAGUUUCAGCUCUAUAUGCAAAUCAUCAACUUCUUUAAAGGCCUUUGCUGUGUCAACACCCAGGUGAAGCAGGAAGGAGACGUUCCCGAGGAUGAUGAGAUAAUAAUGCUGAGGUGCACGGAGACCUUUGAUGAUGAAGAUCUGUAAUGAAGAUGGGCUGGGAGGGAAGGGAACAGAAGAGGUGGACAGUUUCCAGGUUCGAAUACCGGCAGCCGACGUUGCACCUGCCUCAGCCUCUGGGAUAUUUUGGAUGGACUGUUCCCAGAAGCAUUUUGAUGGUUUUAG
Molecule: messenger RNA, 1137 nt
Organism: Hipposideros armiger (great roundleaf bat)
Lineage: Eukaryota; Metazoa; Chordata; Mammalia; Chiroptera; Hipposideridae
Gene: STRA8
Product: stimulated by retinoic acid 8
Exons: 8
Coding region: 1-999 (332 amino acids)
Biological process (GO): activation of meiosis; spermatogenesis; meiotic cell cycle
Cellular component (GO): nucleus
Molecular function (GO): protein dimerization activity
Source: RefSeq, a predicted model, not a curated record